Molecule: messenger RNA, 1785 nt
Organism: Neoarthrinium moseri
Lineage: Eukaryota; Fungi; Ascomycota; Sordariomycetes; Amphisphaeriales; Apiosporaceae
Exons: 2
Coding region: 1-1785 (594 amino acids)
Biological process (GO): transmembrane transport
Molecular function (GO): transmembrane transporter activity
Source: RefSeq, a predicted model, not a curated record
AUGCCCGGCCACCAUCAGAGCCAACAGCCUUUCGCAGCCAAUGACAGGACCCAAUCGCCGGUCCCGAUCGACGGUGUCGAGUCCGGGCUCGAAUCACAAUACUCUCAACCGACGGCUUUCUUGCCUCUUGCGGAUGCUGCCGCAGUCUCGGAGCGCAAGGCUGGUCACGAGCAUGACGCCUAUCCAACGGACCGGGCCCUCAUCGCCAUCCUAGGGGCCGUCGCCGUGUCAUUUUUCCUUGUCUUCCUCGAUAUGGCCAUCAUGUCCACGGUAGCGCCAGCAAUCACAACCCAGUUCGACGCGCUCACUGACGUUGGCUGGUAUGCCAGCGCCUACCAGCUGACCAGCGCCGCCUGCACGCCCAUGACUGGCAAGAUCUACAGCUACUUUAACAUUCGAUGGUCCUUCCUAGUCUUCUUCCUGAUCCUUGAGGUAGGCUCCGCCCUGAGCGGCGCCGCCACCUCGUCCAACAUGUUCAUCGUGGGGCGUGCCAUCGCCGGCAUUGGAUCUGCGGGUCUCUUCACCGGCAUGAUGACCAUUGUGGCCAAUGUGCUCCCCCUGCACAAGCGGCCGGCCAUUCUAGGAGCCAUCAUGGGCCUUGGGCAGCUCGGCAUCGCGGGCGGACCCCUCAUCGGCGGAGGCUUCACCUCCAACAUCCAUGCUACCUGGAGGUGGUGCUUCUACCUCAACCUCUGCCUCUUCCCCGUCGUCACCGUCGCCUUCCUCCUCAACACCAUCCCAGAGGCCGAGGUGAAGCCGCACUGGCGGACCGUUCUCGGCACGGCCGUCAAGUCGCUGGACCUCGUUGGCUUCAUGCUCAUCAGCGGGGGCGUGCUUAUGUUCCUCUUGGGGCUGCAGUACGGCGGCAACAAGUUCGCAUGGGAUAGCUCUGUCGUUAUCGGGUUGAUCGCCGGGGGGGCUGUCACCUUCUUGCUGUUUCUCGCCUGGGAAUACCACGAAGGUGACUCCGCCAUGGUGCCGUGGGCCAUGCUCCGGAGCCGCAUCAUCUGCUCAGCCUCCAUAACGAAUUUCUUCAACUAUGGCGUCAUGCUCGUGGCCGACUACUACCUUGCCAUAUACUUCCAGUCCGUUCUGAAUGACACCCCGCUGGAGAGCGGGAUCCAUAUGCUGCCCACCACACUCGGCAUGCUCCUAUCCAUGGUAACGGCCGGCGGCCUCACACAGUCUACGGGCUACUAUCUCCCCAUGGCAAUUAUAGGCCCGUGUAUUUCGGCCGUCGGAUACGGGCUCUUAUCGACCCUUUCUCCUACGACGCCCACAGCUCGCUGGAUCGGCUAUCAGAUCUUGUACGGCGUUGGCAGCGUGUUUGGAAACAGCAGUGCCUAUAUGGCGGUGCAGAAUCUCGUCCCAUUGCACCAAGUGCCCCAGGCAAUGGCCAUCGUCUUGACUGUGCAAACCUUCGGCAGCUCCGUCUGGCUUAUCAUCGCCAACGUCAUCUUCAACAACAGCCUUCACGAUCUGUUGCAGGGGAACGCGUCCGUGAUCGGCCUGGCGCCUGAAUACAUCAUGGGUGCGGGCGCCCGCGGCGUGCACGGCCUAGGCCUCUCGGGGCCGGCGCUGCAGGCGCUGCUGGAGUCGUAUGCUACGAGCGUGGAUCGUGUCAUGUAUCUGGGUGUGGGUAUGGCAGCAGGAGCACUUGUCUUUUGCUGGGGCUUAGGUUGGCAUAAUAUUCUCGAGAUCAAGAAGAAGGAAGCGUUGAGGGAUAAGAGGGAAGCCGAAGUGGUUGAUGAGGGACAAGGUGCUGCGAAAAAAGGCACUGUCUAA